AUGCAGCAGGACAUGAAUUUGGAAAUAAAUAAACCUUCAAACUUAGAAAGCCAGAGGCAAAUACAAAAGGGUGAGACAUAUGACCACAACAAGAAAAUAGGAUCAACAAUCAAUAAGGGUCGUGAUCUUAGAGAGCAACAACUUCGUGCUAGAUUACUGGCCAGAAAGUAUGAAAUGUGCAAACUCACAAAGCUUAUAAGACUAGACUAUAUAAUCUUUCAGACAACAUUAAGGCAGAUAAGUGCACAUAAUGAUAACAAUGAUCUGCAGCAGGAGCAACAAUUGUCCUUUUCCUCGUCCGAAUUUGAGCUGAGAUUGCUCUUCUCAGACUAUGAAUCUAUGAAAUCCUAA
Molecule: messenger RNA, 351 nt
Organism: Striga asiatica
Lineage: Eukaryota; Viridiplantae; Streptophyta; Magnoliopsida; Lamiales; Orobanchaceae
Source: the annotation of a GenBank genome assembly